Ichthyophthirius multifiliis is the source of this 1672-nucleotide messenger RNA. RefSeq lists its product as hypothetical. Gene Ontology annotation, molecular function: flavin adenine dinucleotide binding; dihydrolipoyl dehydrogenase (NADH) activity. Lineage: Eukaryota; Ciliophora; Oligohymenophorea; Hymenostomatida. The transcript has 3 exons. Gene Ontology annotation, cellular component: oxoglutarate dehydrogenase complex; mitochondrion. The record is from RefSeq and is a predicted model, not a curated record.
AAAAAAUAAAUAUCAUAUAUAAAAUUACAAUACAAUAUUAUAAAAAAAUAUGUACAGAAUAUUCCCCAAAUAGUAUUCUAAUCUACAUUCAUUAAAAUAAAACAAAUUUGGUUUUUCAUCUGUUGCUUAAUAUGAUAUUGUAAUAAUAGGAGGAGGACCUGCUGGUACUAAAUAUAAAUAAAAAAUAAAUUAAUAUAUAAAUAAAGGUUAUGUGGCAGCAAUAAAAGCAGGAUAAUUAGGAUUUAAAACCGCAUGUGUUGAAAAUAGAGGAUCUUUAGGAGGUACAUGUUUAAACGUCGGAUGCAUUCCAUCAAAAGCUUUACUUAACAUAUCUUAAAAAUACUGGGAUUCUACUAAAUAAUUUAAAUAAUUAGGUAUUGAAUGUGAAUCUAUAAAUUUAAAUUGGAAUAAAGUAUAAGAAAAAAAAGGAAGUAUAGUAAAAGGAUUAACUUCAGGAAUUGAAUUCUUGUUUAAAAAAAAUAAAGUAGAUUAUAUAAAAGGAUUUGGAAAAAUAUCUGAUAAAAAUACACUAUAAGUAGAUUUAUCAAAUGGAUAAAAAUAAACUGUUUCAACUAAAAAUAUUAUUAUAGCUACCGGUUCUGAACCAAGUCCUUUCCCUGGCCUUCCUUUUGAUGAGAAGAUUAUUUUAUCCUCCACUGGUGCUUUGGCUUUGUAGAAAAUUCCCGAAAAAAUGAUCAUUAUAGGAGCUGGGGUUAUUGGGUUAGAAAUGGGGUCUGUGUAUUAAAGAUUCGGUACUAAGGUUACUGUAGUUGAGUUUGCUGAUUAAAUUUGUCCAUUUUUAGAUUCUGAUAUAGCUAAGGUUUUCCAUAAGUCCUUAAAACAUCAUGGGAUAGAGAUUUUAACUGGCCAUAAAGUCAUAUCCGGGUAAAAUUUGGGCACACAUGCUGUUGUUAAUAUAGAACCUGUUAAAGGAGGGCCUAGCAUUAGUUUAUAGGCUGAACAUGUUUUAGUAGCGACUGGAAGAAGACCAUUUUUAGGUGGUUUAGGAUAAGAUAAGGUCGGUGUUAAAAUGGAUGAUAAGGGAAGAAUUAUUACAAAUGAUAAUUUGUAAACUAAUAUUCCUAAUAUUUAUGCCAUAGGCGAUGUUGUUGCAGGACCUAUGUUAGCACAUAAAGGAGAAGAAGAAGGAAUUGCUGCAGUUGAAAAUAUAGCUGGAAAAGCAGGACAUGUUAAUUAUGAUACUAUUCCCAAUGUUAUUUAUACUCAUCCAGAAAUAGCUUGGGUUGGAAAAAAUGAAUAGGAAUUAAUUAAAGCAGGUAUUAAAUAUGCUAAAGGUAGUUUCCCUAUGAUGGCUAAUUCUAGAGCUAAAGCUAAUGAUGAUUAUGAAGGUAUUGUUAAAGUAUUAACUGAGAAAGAUACUGAUAAAAUUCUUGGUGUACAUAUUAUGGGUAAUGCGGCAGGUGAAUUAAUUGCUGAAGCAGUACUUGCAGUUUAAUAUGGUGGAUCGGCUGAAGAUUUGGGAAAAACUUGUCAUGCACAUCCGACUAUUUCAGAAGCUUUGAAGGAAGCUUGCAUGAGUGCUUAUGGAAAAGCUAUUCAUAUUUGAUUUUCUUAUUUAUAAAUUUAUGUUAUAAUUUAUUAUAUAAAUAUAUAUGUUUGUUUGCGAUUUUUUUUAUUAUUCUAAAAUAUUUAAAGAAAAAAAUAAAAAAUU